AUGUGCUUUGUACAUAUCUUUUCGGCAGGUGAGCAGAGGACGCAUUGCUUCAAAGAACGGACUCGCAGUCUGCUCAAGGCCUGCUAUCUCCACGACCCCUACCCGUCACCGGCAAAGAAGUUCGAGCUCGCCAACCUCACCGGACUGACGGCCACUCAGGUGGGCAAUUGGUUCAAGAAUCGUCGUCAACGCGAUCGCGCCGCCAUGAUCCGAACGGCCGCAGCAUCAAAGUCCUCCGGCCCCCUGCAGCCUGACAACGAAAUUCCCGUAGAAGUCGACCUCUCCGUUGUCACCAUGGACACUGGUACCGUCGACGCUGGUCGGGAGGCCGCAUUGCAGACUCGUCUUGCCUCGGAGACGGGUGCAAAGAUCCGGCUUGCCGAGCAACACAGCCAAGUCUGGCUGUCGCCGCAACCGGCUUGGUCGGAGGCUAAUUCGGCGGAAAACCUGGACGGCAGCAUCGAGAGCCAACGGUACAGCGAAGAGGGUGCUGGCGAAAAAGAGGAGGGGGGCGAAAGGGGAUCAAACGAUGAAGCUGGACUGUUCUAUUGUCAUUGUCUAAACGCCGAGCAUGAGGUAAGACUGGAAGGUGGACAUGGCGCCAAGAAACAGCGCUUGGAGAGGACAGAGACAGACGACGACCGGGAUCAUUUCGACGCAGACAAAAGUCCAUCGUUCGACGGCAAAGUGACCGAAGAUGGCGUGUCUCCAGGUCGCCUGGAGGCUGGCGGAGAAGAGCCUCGUGGUACCAAAAAGCCCGGGAAGACCUACGAGCCAAGUAAGGCAAAAGCACCCUCUGACAGACGUCGUGAUGAGGAGCAGUCUCAAGAGUACCUUCAUAAAGUGACCAACAACACGGAAGGACAGUCAAGCAAAACUAAGCUAUUUAAGUGA
Molecule: messenger RNA, 894 nt
Organism: Protopolystoma xenopodis
Lineage: Eukaryota; Metazoa; Platyhelminthes; Monogenea; Polystomatidea; Polystomatidae
Source: the annotation of a GenBank genome assembly